UACUGAGAGAGGAGCUCAGUCAGCCUCACAGACGUCACAGAUCAGGAUCACUGAGCUGUCAUCAUGAGGGUGUUUGCAGUAAUCGUUGUGCUGGCUGUCCUCUCAGGCUGCCAUGCGAGGAGCGUACCUGAGUAUGAGUGGAAGAACCCCUGGGAAGUCACGGUCGACAAAUUCAACGAUUAUAUCACUGAUCUGAACUCGAGGGCCGACGUGAUGGUGAGCGACAUGAAGAGCUCCCAGAUCAGCCGAGAACUGGACACCCUGAUCCAGGACAGCAUGGCUGAGCUGGCCACAUACAAGGACGACCUGCAGACCAAGCUGGCCCCUUACACCAAGGAGGCUUCAGAGAAACUGGGCCAGGACCUGCAGACGAUGGCUGACAAACUGGGCGAUCACAUGAGCGAUGCCCGGGAUCAGAUGGAGAAGUACGCCCAGGAGCUGCAGACCAUGGUGGAGCAGAACGUGGACGACGUCAAGAUCAGGGUCACCGCCUACACACGCAAGAUGAAGAAACGCCUCCAAAAGGACACACACGAAAUCAAGAGACAUGUCUCUGACUUCUUUGAGGACCUUCAGUAUCGCACCUCGGACAACGUGGAGGACAUGAGGACACGUCUGGACCCUUAUUUUGCUCAGGUGCGCGACAACGCCCAGGCAAAGUUCACCACCCUGAAUGACCUGCUGGCAUCCAAGGCAGGAGACAUGAAGGACAAGCUAGAGAACACAGCCGAGGAAAUCAGGAGGCAGCUCGCAAAAACCACCGAAGACCUGCGAUCCACCAUGGAGAACAAGAUGGAGGAGGUGAAGAAGUGGUUCCAGCCUUUAGUCUCCUUUUUCGAGGGAAGCUCAGAAACCAUGUAACCAAACUGUCAAAAACACCUCUGUUUAAAAAGAUUCUUUGAUUAAGAUAUUCUUUGUUUUAUCAUGUAAAUGUCCACCACAGUCUGAAUGUAUCAGCGCCACUGAAUGUCUUUAAAUAAAUGAAACAGCUGCUCAGGUGUGUUCAAAUCAGGUGUAAUCAAUGAUGUCAUCAUCUUGUUUGAAAGUCUUGCACAUCCAACGUUUUGUCUUAAAUUAUCAAAGAAAAAACUCAAGUAAGUUAGUUAGAAUUCAUUGACAUAAUUUAUUUUAACACACACAGCAAUCAAUAAUGUGUUUAACUUGGGUACAUAUUACACACAUGACUUCAUGCUUUUCUGCUGCUCUUACUAAUACUUCAUUGUUG
Molecule: messenger RNA, 1225 nt
Organism: Centropristis striata (black sea bass)
Lineage: Eukaryota; Metazoa; Chordata; Actinopteri; Perciformes; Serranidae
Gene: apoea
Product: apolipoprotein Ea
Exons: 5
Coding region: 64-861 (265 amino acids)
Biological process (GO): lipid transport; lipoprotein catabolic process; negative regulation of neuron apoptotic process
Cellular component (GO): extracellular region; intermediate-density lipoprotein particle
Molecular function (GO): lipid binding
Source: RefSeq, a predicted model, not a curated record